GUCUGUAUUAUACUUCAAAAGUCUCGCCUCUGAACAUUAUUUUGAGUACAAAGCAAUGGAGUAUACACCACUACUAGCCGACCCCAUCACCAGAUGAGAAAGCGUGAGAUUGAAGAUGAUUACCGGGAUCAUCGUUGAUGAGCACACGUCCCCAGUCGCUGUCGAGAGGAUAUGGAAGGCAAGCAUAGGUGACAUGCGGAACCUCAUGCCCAGGAUUCUUCCCCAGCUCGUAUCAAGCAUUGUCAUUCUUGAAGGAGAUGGUGGAGCUGGCACCAUUAUGCAGCAUAACUUAAAAAACGCUGUUAAGGAAUUUGGGUUUGUCAAGGAUCGCAUCGAAGUCAUAGACCACGAGAACCACAUAUUUAAGUACUCUGUCAUUGAAGGUGGUCUUGUUGGUCUCAAAUUGAAGUCUUUCACAGCUGAGAUUACCUUCAGUUCUACCAGAGAAUUAGGAGGCUGCUUGGCCAAGGUAAAAAUCGAGUACGAGUCAUUGGAAGACGGCAGCUUGCUGUCUGAAGAAGAUGUUACAAGCAUAAAAGAAGGGAAUUUGGCGAUGAUGAAGGCCGUUGAGGAGUACCUUCUGGCAGAUCCGAAUGCUUAUGUAUGAAAUUUAUCAAUGAACAAAAUCGCUUCUGCAGAGAGGCUCUGACGACUACGUAAUUCCUAUUCUAGUAUUUUGUAUUUUUGUUCAACAGGAGAAACAUAUUAUUGUCUUGUCUGAAAUAGGUUCCCUCGAUUGGCAAGAAGUUUUGAAGCUGUAUUGCAAAUGUUUCACUACAAGUGAGGCGUAUAAACAAGAACAAGAGAAGAACUUUAUAAUCUGUAGUAUUAUUUUUCUUUAC
This is a messenger RNA of Juglans regia (Persian walnut), 842 nucleotides long. RefSeq names its product major pollen allergen Bet v 1-D/H-like. Gene Ontology annotation, cellular component: nucleus; cytoplasm. Bases 116 to 607 code for a protein of 163 amino acids. Lineage: Eukaryota; Viridiplantae; Streptophyta; Magnoliopsida; Fagales; Juglandaceae. The record is from RefSeq and is a predicted model, not a curated record. Gene Ontology annotation, biological process: abscisic acid-activated signaling pathway; defense response. The transcript is spliced from 3 exons. Gene Ontology annotation, molecular function: signaling receptor activity; abscisic acid binding; protein phosphatase inhibitor activity.